AUGGCGCGGUUUCUCAAGCUGUGCGCUGUCCUGUUUGGCGGCAUCCGUGCGAUGGAUGGCUCAGGUGACCAGGCUUUGCCAACUUUGCCAAACUUGAUGGACUUCGUGAACCUCAGCUGCAGCUGCACAUCAGCAUCAUCCCAGGGCGUGAAUCUUCGCCUUCGUCGGGUCCACACGGGCCAGACCAUCAGAGCUCCUGAGCAAGGUAUCUCCACAUGCUCUUCGACUGCCGAGGGGGGGACUUCCUCAAGUUCAAGCUGCUCCCAACCGCAGGCCUGUGUCGACAGCGAUGAUGAACUACUGGCGAUGGCCUUGGCUGAGGUAUUCAAGGAGCAAGAUAUCUCCACCUGCUCUUCGACUGCCGAGGGGGGGACUUCCUCAAGUUCAAGCUCCCAACCGCAGGACCAAAGCAAAUGA
Symbiodinium sp. CCMP2592 is the source of this 417-nucleotide messenger RNA. Lineage: Eukaryota; Dinophyceae; Suessiales; Symbiodiniaceae. The record is from the annotation of a GenBank genome assembly.